Oryzias melastigma (Indian medaka) is the source of this 1756-nucleotide messenger RNA. RefSeq names its product mannan-binding lectin serine peptidase 2 (gene masp2). The record is from RefSeq and is a predicted model, not a curated record. Gene Ontology annotation, molecular function: calcium ion binding; serine-type endopeptidase activity. Lineage: Eukaryota; Metazoa; Chordata; Actinopteri; Beloniformes; Adrianichthyidae. Bases 220 to 1137 code for a protein of 305 amino acids. The transcript is spliced from 6 exons.
ACAAAAACAAAAAGUCAUUUAAAAUGAAUGGAUACAAAGUGCUUUGACAUACACACUAAUCUUAUGGAUUUGUGGGACUGAAAGUGGGGAUGAUGACAUAUUAUCAUGUGCCUGUCUCACUUUGUUUACCUAAAUGUCAGCUCUGGAGGGGCGGCUGGGUUCAUUUACCCUCCUAUCAGUGCAAGUAUACCUUUCUAAAACAACGACGAGGAAGAGAGCAUGACUGGUGGUUUCCAUGUAUUUGUCCCGUUUGCCCUUCUCCACGUCUCUGUGAGCGUGGAAAUGACGGCGUUAUACGACAGCUUCACCUCCCCUGGCUUCCCACAGCCGUACCCGGACAACCAGCACAAAGUCUGGAACAUCACAGUGCCACAAGGCCACCGGAUCAAACUCUACUUCACCCAUUUCAGCUUGGAGCCUUCCGACCAGUGUGAAUAUGACUUCGUACAGGUUUUUGCAGAGGGGAACGAAACCUUGCGGUUCUGCGGCCAGGGAGACAAGAACUAUGAAAGCAGCCCCAGGAAUACCAUUAUCCUGUCAGCCGGGAACGUCAUGUCAGUGGUCUUUAGGAGUGACUACUCUAACGAGGGCCGAUUCACUGGCUUCCAAGCAUUUUACACCUCAGAAGAUAUCAAUGAGUGUCUCUUGAAGAUUGACGGGGAAAAAGUUUGUGAUCAUUUCUGCCACAAUUACAUUGGCGGCUAUUACUGCACGUGCAAGCAAGGAUUUCAUCUCCAUGACAACAAGAAAUCUUGCACAGUCCCAUGUCCCAGUCAGGAGUUGGUGUCAUCAACUGGCGUUCUGACCAGUCCAGGCUACCCAGGACCUUACCCACCCAUGAUCCAGUGUGACCACAUCAUCCGUCUGCCAGAGGGCUCCAGAAUCGUCCUGGAGUUUGAGGAACCUUUUGACAUAGAAGGACACCCAGACGUCCCGUGUCCGUAUGAUACAUUGAAGAUCUCGACAGUCGGACAGGAGUAUGGACCUUUCUGUGGCUCCGUGCUGCCGGGUCGCAUUGACACAGGAAGCUACCAAGUGCACAUCACCUUCAAAUCUGACGAUAGUGGCAAAAACAAAGGAUGGAAGAUCAAAUAUAGCAGCACCAAAGCUGAAACCCUCUCUAAGUCUAUGGACUGAUGGUUUGCUGUCGUAAGAUCAACUCUUUUUUUUUUGUUUUGUUUUUACAGUUUCCAUAAUUAAAACAUACACGUGACGCCUGUUUAAUUGAGCACUACUUUAGCAUUAUGACUCUAAAUUAAAAUCCAUUUGUGAAAUGAAAAGCAUUGUGUUACGAGUUUGCUCAAAGAGAAUUAAUUUCUGCCGUUUCCAGCUUAAAAGGAUUCAUUAAGAAAUAAAUUGAUUCAGGAAGACAUUUGGGGAGGAAGGAAGUUUAAUUUAGGAGGCGGUAAAUGUUUGUCGUUAAACGUGUUCUAUCAGUUCCUGAAAUUUGCUGUCAGAUUUGUUUGCCAUUUGUGCUCUGUGUAGAAAAACGUUAAACACGUAAAAACAGCCAGUAGUUAGGGGCCUUUUGAGCAUCUUCUGUUACUUUACAAUUUUCUUUACAAAUUGACUUUUAAAUCAGUUUUAUGUUGCAAUGAUUGGUGUCCAUUUACUUCUUACAACCUCUGACUUAUUUACUUAUUUACUAUACAAAAACCUAAAUUCCAGAUAUUAAAAUGUUUUUUUUUUUUUACUACAACAAUCACAAUUCACAUCAUUUAAAAAAAAUGAGAUUAUGCUAAAAAAAAAAAAAAAA